AGACCAAAUCUCCUAAUAGAAACGGGACAGAAAAUAUUUUCAGACACACAUUCGUUAGGGGGGAAAAUGCCACAUAGUGUAUGUUUCAAUUAAAUAUUAUAAAAAUCUUUUAUGUUAUAAAAUAAAUGAAAAUUAACACGAGCCGUGGCCACAACAAAAUCAAAAUGAUAUUCGAAUUUUCGCAAGUUACGGAGUAGAAAAGAUCAUAGAUGAUUGGGUUCCUAAUGGAAACUUAAAAAACUUGAUUGAGAGAGAUUCAAAGAGUUUUGGUAGGUCGACAGUAACCAUUUCCAUCAUUUCAAAUAGAAGAGCAUAUAUCUUUAGUUAGAAGUUUCAAAUAUUGUAUAUGGUAUUUCGAGUGAUCUUUUUUAAAAAGACUAUAUAAUAUAUAGAAUAUUUCUUCUAUCAAAUUGUUUUUCGGCUUAUAACCAUAAGCAUCGAAAUCAAUUUUUAGCUUCCAUUAGAAAAGCCAGUGGAAACAUAAUAUAACAAAUUUAUCAAACACUUUACAGCACUGACCCAAAGCUUUAUUUUGUUUUUUUUUCCUUAUUCCUUAUCAAUGGCAAAUUUUGGAGCCCGGGGAAGUCUACUGAGAUCAUUUAUUCAUCUGCUUUCAAUGAGUCGCAUGAUGGGUGAUAUUUGUGGAAAAUCUGCAGCCUUCUGGCCUGGACAAUAUCCCAUUCUUCCAGAAAGUGAUUUUGGCCAACGAAUGCUACAACAAUGUCGCCAGUUGGAAAAACCCAAAGUGCCGGUGGAUUUGAAUAAAUUUAAAGCGUUAUCAGAGAAGUUUCCCGCCAAGGUAAAACUCAGUAGAUAUCCUAGAACAUUCCUUGAUAAUCCCCUUGGUCAACCCCAAUUGAAGUUUAGCAUCGAUACUUGUCGGGUGAAGUCCCAACCGGUGGAUCGGUAUAAUCAAAUCCGUAAACAAAUUGCAUCCGCCUAUCCGGUGAUUCAUGAACGAACCCUUCUGCUCUACAUUAGUUUUCUGGAGCACAAGCUCAAGUUUGGAAGCAAACAGGAGAAGGCCAUCUAUAGGGACAUGUCUGUGGUGGACUUUGUGCAGCGCCUUUUGACAAAAAGAUGCGUGUGUUUCUAUGGCGCUAAUGAUUACUAUCACACCAUAGACGGAAAAGUCGGGGACGAAGGCUUCGAACAGGUGGGCACUCCGGCGGAAAAAGAUCCUCUAAACAUAACCUCAGUGCUAAGCUAUGAUGAGAUCAAAUUGUCCGCCCUACUCUACGUUUCCACACACUCUGAAUUCAUCAACAAUGGAAGUAGAUCGAAUGCUGGGGUGGUGACUCAGGAUAAGACUACAAUUGAACGCGAAGGCGUGAUAAUUGGUCUAAUUGGUGCCCGUUUCGAGCGUCCCGAUGUAAUGGAGUAUCAAGAUAUUAUGAUUACCGAGACCCAAAAUACCCAAACUAAAGGUUAUGGACCAUUAAAUGCCUCCAGUGCGACCAAUACUCCAACUUCAGAUUUACGUAGAAUCUGGCGAGAAUUUUACGAGGAACCCACGGACUUUAUUUAUGGUGAGGUACCCUCGGAUAAAGACCGUUUUGAAGAGGUCCCUGAGGGCAUAUUCGAUCACAAAGUGAUGUGCAAACGAUAUGCCAUCAGUUUUGAUACCCUACUCUUGGAGGCACAGGAUAGAGCCCGUAAGGUUGGCAAACCCGCCUUUAUCCAUGUCGUGGGCAUCGGUUUGGGCGUUUGGAAAGCCGCUUUAAAACAGGAUCGCACCUUUUUUCAAUCCUUUGAGGAAAGGUUAAAGGCACUUGGCGAUCGACUCACACACAUCGGUGUAGUGCACUUUUCUUGGUUUCAUUCCCCAGGAUUUGGCAGCUUGUACGAUGGAGCCAUGCUUCCCGUAGCGAAACAUCCACAGGGUGGCAUUCGUAUCCGAAUUUCAGCACGUAAUCCUGCCGAUAAACUAACAGAGGACAUGCUGCCCGUAGUUACAUAUGCCUGGGAUGGCAAUGCCCUGCCUGGCAAUGAAUUUUGGUCGGGUAUGCUUGUCAGCACUGGAGAUCCCGCAGCAGCCUGCUCUACUUUAAUUGCAGAACUUCAAAAUGCCCACAUCAAUGUGGACUACAUGAGUGGAUCUAAUUUGCAUAUUGCAUCCGUGGAACACGGAUUGUUACAUGUCGGUGAUUACGCCAAACGAGUGAUCGUCUAAAACUAUGAUGUACAAUGGAUACUUAAAGUGCAAUGUUAGCAUUUAAUAAUAUUUAUAUUGUCUUUUGAUAUGCGAUGUUUAAUAACUUUAAAGGCUUGUGGAUUUCGAAAUAUAUAUGUAUAUUACUCGCUAAAUGUGUUAUUAAAACUUAAAGAAGAGAGUCAUAUGGAAAAUGACAAAUCUGGGGGGGGUCUUAAAAUAUACAAAGUGAAUCAAAAUACAAAGUGAAUAAGGAACAGCUCUCUUUUUUGCAUUGAUAAGAAUAUGAUCUUUGUUUUUUCAAGCUGUUUUGUGACUCAAUGAGUAUGAUAGCAAAACCAACAAAUGGCAGCU
Messenger RNA from Drosophila eugracilis, 2506 nucleotides. RefSeq lists its product as uncharacterized. The transcript is spliced from 3 exons. Lineage: Eukaryota; Metazoa; Arthropoda; Insecta; Diptera; Drosophilidae. The coding region runs from base 560 to 2173 and encodes 537 amino acids. The record is from RefSeq and is a predicted model, not a curated record.